GCCGGGGAGCCUCUCAAUGAUUUCCUCUGUUCAUUUUGGCAGCGGCAAAUGGAUACAGCAGAGAAAGAGACACCAGGUUACAGAAAUACUCCGCUCCCUCUCCCUCGCAUUAAGCAAGUCAUGAAGAGCGAUCUUGAAGGUAUGUCGCUCCAUCAUAAAAUAAUCGCUAAGUACGUUCAAACUUCACACCGAACUUAG
Messenger RNA from Suillus plorans, 198 nucleotides. RefSeq lists its product as uncharacterized. The transcript has a single exon. Lineage: Eukaryota; Fungi; Basidiomycota; Agaricomycetes; Boletales; Suillaceae. The record is from RefSeq and is a predicted model, not a curated record. Gene Ontology annotation, molecular function: protein heterodimerization activity. The annotation marks the transcript as partial.